This is a messenger RNA of Columba livia (rock pigeon), 1750 nucleotides long. It is a transcript of the gene PRR11, whose product is annotated as proline rich 11. The coding region runs from base 336 to 1418 and encodes 360 amino acids. The record is from RefSeq and is a predicted model, not a curated record. Gene Ontology annotation, cellular component: cytoplasm; nucleus. NCBI's taxonomy places the organism in Eukaryota, Metazoa, Chordata, Aves, Columbiformes, Columbidae. The transcript has 10 exons.
GGGCGGGAGGUGAGCGGGGCCGAGGGGAAGGGUGGAUGGGGAGGAGGCUCUGGGUCCCCCGCGACACCCCCACCGUGUCCCCGGUCCCCCAGGACACCCCCGCCCCGUCCCCCCGCCCCGUCCCCCCGCCCCAGCCGUGUGAGGAACCGGCAGCUCCUCGGUGCGGGUGGGCGGGGUUGAGGUAACGCUUGAGCCUCCGGUCAGGGGAGCCCAGGGCCCUUCCUGUGGACUCUUCGUGUCUUUUGCCUCGGUUCCCAAGUGUAACUUUCCCAAAAUGCAGCGUUUGUUGCUUCAGGAUAAAGAAAAGCUGUCAAUACAAGCCCAUCUGCAAUGUAAUGGCAAAGUAUAAGAAACGCCGACGAAAACAGAGAGCCAGAGCAAAAUUUGUGCUUGAAAAAAAUAUAGAAGCUGCAAAGCCCCAGGACUCAGUUUGUUCUUCUCCUUGGUCAGCAGGUGAUCUUCCUCUGAACGUAUCAUCUGUCCCAAGCCAUCUGUCCUCACUCUGGUCAUUGGCCUUGCCCAGUGUCAAAAAUGUGGUAAAACCCUUUACGACAACAGCAUUGUUGUUGUACUGUUGGUGCCAGAACACGGUUGCACAGAGUUUUAAGGUGGUUAAAGACACCAUAUUUCCGUCACAAAUCUACUUAAGGGAGCUGAAUACGUUCAGAGAGCAGCUGGAAAAGUUGGAAACUGAAUUUUCCAGACUACAAGGGACACUCCAGACAAAUGGAGUUGCAGCCUUGUCUUCAGAAAAUUCCCUUUGUCAAAAGUGUAAUAAACCGGUUCUGGGUGUUCCUGUACAAACACCAAUGGGCCCAUCACCAAUCUCCGGGCCUUCUGCACCGCAACAGCAGCCUGUGUCUGCGCCCCCGCCUGUAUCUGCGCCCCCGCCACCUCCUCCGCCUCCACCACCGCUGCCCCCACCAAAACUGCCCCCGGCACCUCUCCUCUUCAAACGGGGCAACGGCUCCAAAGCACCUCUGGCCCCAGCACCGAAAAAAGACGGGCCGAUGCAGAUCACUCUCAAAGAUCUGCUGAAUGUAAAACUGAAGAAGACGGGCAGCAACCUGAGAACGGACAAGGCAGAAUCACCAGUGAAGGCACGCAGGGCGUUAAUUACAGUCUCAGAUUUACAGAGUGUUACUCUGAGACCUAAAUCCAAGCCAUCAGCUCACGUUACAAACUCCUUAAUUACCCCUCCUAAAAAUCAGUUAGAUCUUCGAAAACAUCUGAAGAAAGUCAAUAUACAGAGAAGUCCCGGUGGCACUCCACUCAACAGCAAAGAAAACAUUGAAUGUGGCUCUGGGUUGACACCAAUAAUGACACAGGCACUGCGGCGCAAAUUUCAGAUGGCUCACCCGAGGAGCCCCUCGCCCGCCCGGUUCAGCGCCCCAAACGGCUUCGAUGAACAAAAGUAGGUUUAUGGAACAAUGUAUUUUUCACUCAUGGUCAGGAAGCCGCUUGAAUCCCAUUUUUAUCUCGCUCAGGCAAAUGUAUUUUUAAUUAAAUCUAGUGUGUAUGAGAACGGGACAUUAUUUAGCAGAUUUCUGCUUUUUAAAGGCACUGUCUAUUUAAUGACUCUCAAUCUGGUUACAUCUUAUCUGUUAAUGGCAAAAAACCCAUGAACUCUCUGAAGUAUUUGCUACCUGGCUGCUGCUGAAGCGUGGGCUAUUUUGUUCCCAGCACUGGUGCUGCUUCUGGUAUAAAUAUGUAUUUACUGAAAUUUGGUAUAAAUAUGUAUUUACUGAAA